UCCACGCCUAUUUUUAAAGGACAAGAAGGCGUGUGCAAGUCAAGAUGGUCAAGGUACUACCAGCAGCUUUCACUCUUUUUGAGCGUCAGAACAUCUUCAACGCUCCAGCAGAGCCACUCUGCGUUCACUGCUCAGAAAAAUACGUCUUCAUAGCUUGCGAGGGAUGCCUCAUAGAAGCCCACGACCUGCAGAAGAACGAGAAAAUGGCCCGAAUGAGGACCAUCCAACCAGUAUCAGAGCUGGUCUAUAACCCGCUGGGGGACUGUAUAGUGUCUCUUGAACGACGUACUCCUGAUUCACCAGCUACUGUACGGAUAUACUUUAAAUGGAGGAUCAUACGAGAGCUUGAAACGCCCACGCGUGUAAUUAGUCUUACGACCCCGUCCCAAACCAGCGGGGGUCCGAUGAUUCUUCCCCCAGUGGUCGACGCCGAAAUAUUGGAGCUACCGGUUGAGGGAGUGUCCUGUCUCGCUGUUUGCCAGUUGACGGGGACCAUAGCCGUGGGUAGUGAGAAAAGGGUCCACCUGUUCACACUCCAGAGGGGAAGAGGGGAUGUUCCCUCGGCCUCCCUCUCCACGGGGGGAUUUUGUAUCGUCACUUACAUGGACGUCAUCACUGACAUGAAAUUAAAAAAGAUUUGCAUCUGCGGGCAUUACCUUGCAUGCGUUUCCACACAUCGGGUCCGGGUAUUGAAAAUUUUAAUGUUGGGCCCCCCGGGGGUCGAGCUCCCUUGGGAGCAAUUUCAAUUGGACUCGUCUCGUACAAGGACCCGGAAACAACCCCCUGACCAUAAAGAACACGGCCACGAAGAAUAUAAAAACGAUGAGGAUUUUCUCUGCUGGUCUCCAUCGUAUGUUUGGGAGACAGAAGCAAGAGGGCGGAGUAGUGUCGAACCAUCUACCACUCCCACCUCUUCACUGGACGAUAAAACAAAGCCAAACCUGCCACGCCCUUUUCUAAAAGACAAGACCACACCCCUCAUCGGUACUAUAAGCAUCUCGAGCAUUUCCUCAUCUUCGUCCUCCUUUAAAAAAGACUCAUCUAAAACCGAGCUUGAGAUAUUAGGACCAGUUGAAUACAUAUGGGGCCAGCCGGUAUCCGUUGUACUUCACGGGGACACAGGGGGUGGGGCUAAUGAAGAAACCAAGUGCUGGGUCGUUACCAUGUUGUAUCGGAGACUGGCUUCGUCAGGGUUUUCUUACGUUCACACGAGUUCUUCGUUGUCCGGAGCUAACAGUGAGACUAGGGAUAGAUCCAGCAGUGUUGAUGGAGCCCCUGGUUGGGAUAGUGUCUCUGCUCCUUAUACUAAAUCAAGAACCAAAGGAGGAAUACACAGCGUACAGCUAGUACCAACAUUCACUAAUGAAGAUUCUUUUGGUGAGAGGAAGUUGGUUGGGAUGUCUUGUUUAUUUGCUAACAGGUCCAAGGGUUAUAUUUACGACGUUUUCAAUAAAACAAAACAAGUCACAGUUCUAUCCUUUAUGACAAGAUGUCAGACAAUGUCGUAUGAUGGCCAAUUUCUUCACUCAUUAUCAACUGAUGCAGAGUCACUGGAUAGUUACACCUGCAGGAUCAGUGCUAGUGUGUUGGCUAAUAAACCAGUGGCCUCUGGACACAUUAACACUACACAAUGGCUCAAACAACCUUGUCCUCCUUCCUCUCUUGAGUUGACUCUCAUUUCUUCCAAUAAGUUUCUCGGUUGCAUGGCCCUGACAUCAUCCACUGAUCAUGUUGUUGUAUUCUGCAAGGAUACCUCACCUGAUACUAGCCCAGCAUCAAGCGAGAAACCAUCCUUCCUGCAAUCUCUUUCCUUAAGACGUCCUAAAGUGUUAUCAACAGUUGCUUGGAAUGUUUAUGUAUUAGUUAAGAAACCAGUUACUGACAUGUUCCAGCAGUUUUCUGAAUCAGCCCAGUCAUUAGGUGCUGGUAUUCCUCCAGUAUUGCAGCAUCAUCUAUCAGAAGCUCACAUUCUACUGAGAUCACUAAUUAUUGAGAAUGAUGAUUCUUCUGGUGAACUAUCAGAGAAGUUGCGUCGGAAUUGUUUUGAUCUUGCCGACUCGUUCUGUCUCUACUCCGUGGGAGAAAAGACACUCAAUAAUGCAGCUGCUUAUUUUGUGCUGUCUGGCAAACCAAUCAGUGACGUGAUACAACAUAUUAAAGAUAAAUAUUCUGAGGCUCCGACUACCACUCCUUUUGAUAUUUUAAUGAAAUAUUUAAACUUGGUUCUUUUCGAGCCAAAAAACAGGCUGGACCAGCUUGACCAGUUGCAACCUUUAGUUAAUGAUGUUCUUCAGUUGUAUGCGAAGUAUGAUCCUGAACGUUUGGGGGAUUUUCUGCUUGAUUCAUGGUUGCAAGUUGAAUCAAAAGAAAAAGCUCUUGAAUUUUGUGAAUUACUACUUACAAACUUAUCACAACAAGAAAAAACCAAGAAUAUCACUAGCAUGGCAAUGGUAAAGAUCCUUUGCGAUUUAAAUGACAGAGAAAAAGCUUUCAAGACACUUGCUAAUGUAACCGACUCCUUUCUCCUCUCCUGGUCAAAGGCCAACCCUCAGUUUCUGCUAAGUAGAGAUAGCACACUGACACUAUUAGGACAAGUUAUAAUGAGCAAAUUGAACGAGUCAUUUCUCUCAUUCUUUUCGUAUUUAUUUGAAAACGACCGAAUAUCAUUAGACGUUGUCAUUACGGCACUUAAAGUAAGCACCUAAAGUACUGUAAUAUUUCUCAAAUUAACUUGUGUGGUUAAAGUACAUAUAAAUGUAGAUGUACAGUUAAAAUUCAUAUACGUUUAUUGCGAUAUUUUCUAUGCGUGUCAAUAGUGUGCGGCAUAUUAAUUGACAGUUGUCCUUUUGUCCUUUCUUUAAACAAGCUCUGAUCAAUACAUUGUAUCAAAAGCUAGUGUGUGUACUUUAUGAUGUGUUACCUUGUACGCUUCUAUAACGAUCGUUCGUUCUUUU
This is a messenger RNA of Amphimedon queenslandica, 2954 nucleotides long. RefSeq lists its product as uncharacterized. NCBI's taxonomy places the organism in Eukaryota, Metazoa, Porifera, Demospongiae, Haplosclerida, Niphatidae. Gene Ontology annotation, cellular component: cytoplasm. The transcript has 12 exons. Gene Ontology annotation, biological process: organelle organization. The coding region runs from base 45 to 2705 and encodes 886 amino acids. Gene Ontology annotation, molecular function: protein binding. The record is from RefSeq and is a predicted model, not a curated record.